AAUCAUUUCGACGUAAAUAGUUUAAUUGUCAAUGGAAGCACAUAUUAAAUGCAUAAGAUGCAGGUUCAGUCAGUUGGUUCAGUCAUUCACUGGCACUGUUCACAGGCCCCUGACCACAUGUGCACAGACAUGUGGCUCAGUGAUGAAAUCCAAUAUGGCGGCCAAUGAGGGUGAAUAUGAGCGACCGAGAAAAAUUGCAAAAACAUUGAAAGAAAAGGACGUAGGAAAGCGCCUGAUCGUUGUUUUGGAAAAAGCAUCGCUUGAGACAGUAAAGAAUGGGAAGAAUUUUGAACUGCUUAAUUGUGAUCACCACAAAGGGAUUUUAAAGAAAAGUGGACGGGAUAUUGGAUCAGUUAGGCCCGACAUCACGCAUCAGUGCUUACUGAUGCUUCUUGACAGUCCUCUUAACAAGGCAGGACUCCUUCAAGUCUAUAUACACACAGAAAACAAUGUCCUCAUUGAAGUGAACCCUCACACCAGAAUUCCUCGAACAUUUGAUAGAUUUUGUGGACUGAUGGUCCAGUUACUCCAUAAGCUCAGUAUUCAUGCUUCAAAUGGUCCGCAAAAGUUGUUGAAGGUAAUCAAGAAUCCAGUCACCCAGUAUAUGCCAACAGGGUGCAAGAAAUAUGGAACCUCAUUUAGCUCAACAAAAAUUGUCAAAAUGAAUGAUCUUGUACCUAAGGAUGAUCCUGCUGUUGUUGUGAUUGGGGCAAUGGCACAUGGCAAGGUUGAGGUGGACUACACAGAAGAGACAGUUUCAAUCAGUAAUUACCCUCUGUCAGCAGCACUCACCUGUGCUAAGAUCUGUUCAGCUUUUGAGGAUGUUUGGGGAGUAGUGUGACAUGCUAUGCCAUGCUGUGUGUGGUGGAUUAGAUGUUUGCCAAGGACAUUAAUUCCACAGAACCUGUAUGGGUGAUAUUUCAACACCGUAGAACAUUUCAAACUCAAUUACUCAGUAUUGAGAAUCACAAUACUGGAAGUCAUUCAUUACUUACAUGUGCUUGUGUGACACUUAACUUGACUGAAUAUUACACCAUAAGAUUGUUUUAGUCAAGACUAAAAUUUGGCCCUUGCUGUGGGUAAUGACAUACUUGUGCAUAAAAAACACGAUCAAAUCUCUUAUUUUGAGGCUGGUUAACUGCUGUCACUAUACACACAUAAUGCCAAUUAACAUACACAAUACCAUUAAAUAAAGAUACCAACCUUCAAAACUGUCCUUUCUAUAAAUUUAAAUAGUUAUUUUAUUACAUAAUAUUACAAAAUAUUA
Molecule: messenger RNA, 1267 nt
Organism: Dendronephthya gigantea
Lineage: Eukaryota; Metazoa; Cnidaria; Anthozoa; Malacalcyonacea; Nephtheidae
Product: ribosomal RNA small subunit methyltransferase NEP1-like
Exons: 6
Coding region: 32-841 (269 amino acids)
Biological process (GO): rRNA base methylation
Cellular component (GO): small-subunit processome; nucleolus
Molecular function (GO): rRNA binding; rRNA (pseudouridine) methyltransferase activity
Source: RefSeq, a predicted model, not a curated record